AGAACCAAAACAGAACUCUCUGUUUCGAUUUCGUUUCUCUUCUUCAAAGCUCAAAAGAAAUGGAGUUGUUCUCCAAAGGCAAGGCCGUUAAGUUACUGAGCCAUCAUAAUAUGUUUUUACUCGCGGACGAGGACCAAAAAACAAUCCGGCAAAGCCGUAACAGAUAUUCACGGCUAGCCAUUUGGACGGUUGAGACGGUCGUUGGUAUGCCGAAGCUGAUCAGGUUAAGAAGCUGCCACGGCACGUACUUAACGGCUAGCAGUAAACCGUUCCUAUUAGGUAUGACUGGCGAGAAAGUGACUCAAACGCAGUCGUCUAACAACCCUAUGGAUUGCCAAACACAGUGGGAACCGGAGGGAUAUGGGGUUUCGGUGAAGCUGAAAUCAUGGUGCGGCAAAUGGAUGAGGGCUAACGGGGGAACGCCGCCGUGGAGAAAGUCAGUUACUCACGAGCAGCCUCCUACGUCGAAGACCAAGAACUGGUUGCUCUGGUAUGUUAUUACCGUUGAUGGUUUUGAUCUUGACAACAUGUCUGAUGGAUAUAAGAGCUCUCUUUCUUCUCCACUUUCCCCACAUCUCCCCGGUUUGGGCUUCUGGUCAGCGCCUGGGUCACCCGUUUCCGGCAGACCAAAGAAGAGUUUAGGUCGGUUCGCUUCUUUGGGUUUACGUUCAACGUCUCCGAGAUGGUCCCCAAAACUUAACAUGAGUAUCUUCAAACAAAAGGAGAAGAUGUGUAGCUUCAACGAAAAGGAAACAGUAUCGGCAGUGGAGUUUUUUCGGAAAGCAAAAGCUGUUCGAAUGCGAAGCAUCCACGACAAGUAUCUAACAGCUAAUGAAAACGAAGAAACGGUGUCUCAAGGUAAAAACAGAUCAAUAGAAAACACUCAAUGGACCGUCGAACCGGUUAGCCAUUCCUAUCAUGUCAUCCGUCUUAAAAGCUGUUAUGGCAAAUACUUAACCGCUUCUAACGAGCGGUUCUUGCUUGGAGCUACGGGGAAGAAAGUGAUGCAGUUAAAGCCGAGUCGACUUGAUUCGUCUGUUGAGUGGGAACCAGUGAGAGAAGGGUCUAAAAUCUUGCUCAAGACGAGUUAUGGUAACUACCUCCGAGCUAACGAUGGACCUCCUCCACGGAGAAAAUCUGUCACACAUGAUAAUCCUCAUUCAGCUACUCUGGAGUCGAUCUUGUGGGAGGUUGAUGUAGUUGAGAUCUUGAUUAAUCCUCAACUAAUGGAAGAGAUGGAGUUUACUCCAUCACCAAGGACGUCACUGUCUCCACCACCGCAUAGGAAACCGUCAAAUUUCCGGCUGUCAGUUUCACAUUCCAUGACUCCGUCUUCUUUUUCAUACAUAUCUAAUUCAGAAUCUGAUGAGUCUCCAUCGAAAGUGGAUGAGCGAAUUGUCGAUCAUCAUAUUAAUCCUCCGUUCGAAGUGGAGAUGAAUUUUACUCCGUUAUCAAAGAAGACACUUCCUUCGAGGCCAAAUAGAAAGCCAUCUUGGAAUCCAUUUUCUCUUUCAGAUAAAUCAGAUUCAGAUUCUGAUGAGUCUCCAACAAAAUCGAAUGAGUUAACAAACAAUUACCACAUUAAUCAUCCAUUCAAUGCGAAGAUGAAGUCUACUUCUACAAAGACACUUUAUCCGUCGCCGCAUGGGAAGCCGUCGAAUUCUUUACAUUUAAAGACUCUAUCUUCCCUAUUAGACAUAUCAGAAUCAGAUUCUGAGUCUCCAUCGAAACCGGAUGGGCAAACCGAGAUGAAGUUUAUUCCAUCAUCGAAGAAGAUGCUCCACCUGACACCACAUAAAAAGCCACUGAGUUCUAUGCAUCCGAAGACCUCGUCUUCUGUUUCAGACAAAUCAGAUUCAGAUUGUGAUGAGUCUCCAUCAAAACUAAAUGGGCGAGCUACCAAUUAUCAUAUUAAUUCUCCGUUCAAGGCGGCAAUGAUGUCUACUCUAUCACCGAAGAAGACGUUGUAUCCACCACCACAAAGGAAGCUGUCGAAUUCUCCAGAUUUGAAGACUCCAUCUUCUCUUUCAGACAUAUCAUAUUUAAAUUUUGAUGAGUCUCCACCGAAACCGGACGAGCAAACCAUCGAUUAUCAUAUAAAUAAACCAUCCAAGGAAGAGAUGAAAUCUACUUCAUCUUCGAAGAAAAUGAUGCAUAUGUCGCCACAUAGGAAGCCAUCAAAUUCUUCUCAUUCGAAGACUCCGUCUUUUCUUUUUGACAGAUCAGAGUCAGAUUCUGAUGAGUCUCCAUCGAAGUCGAAUGAGAGAACCAUCGUUUAUCAUAUCAAUCCUUCAUUCAAGACGAAAAUGAAGUCUACUCCAUCUUUAAACAAAAUGUUACAUCCACCUCCUCACUCUUCUCCUCAUUCGAAGACUCCGUCUUCUAUUUCAGACAUAUCAGAUUCAAAUUCUGAUGAGUCUCCAGAUGAGAUAGGUUAUCAUAUUAAUCAUUCAUUUAAGUUUGAGAUGAAAUCUACUUCAUCUUCGAAGAAGAUGAUGCAUUUGUCACCGCAUAAGAAGCCAUCUGAUCCCCCACAUUCGAAGACGUCUUCUUUUUUUGACAAAUCAGAUUCAGAUUUUGAUCAGUCUGAUGAGUCUCCAUCGAAAUCAGACGGACGAACCAUCGAUUAUCAUACUAAUCCACCUUUCAAGGGGGCGAUGAACUCAGAGUCUGAUGAGUCUAUAUCAAAAUUGGAUGUGCAAACUGUCGAUUAUCAUACAAAUCAUCCAUAUAAUGUGGCGAUGGAGUCUAUUAUUAUGUCGUCAAAGAAAAUGCUGCAUCCGCUGCUGCAUAAAAAGUUGUCGCCAGUUUGGACUUCAUGUUCUCUUUCAGACAAAUCUGAUGCAAAUUCUGUUGAAUCUCCAUUGAAGCCAAAUGGGCGAACAAUCUAUUAUAGUAUCGCUGAUCAAAAACACAUGGAAGACAAAUCAAGUGUUGGAUAUUUUCUUACGUUUAGAGGAAAUAGUGUGGCAGAGCUGACUCAGACGCUACGAGAAGAAACACGCUUGGAAGAUGUUGUGGUGUGCACUCGUAACCCCUUAAGUGGCAAUCUGACUCCUCUUCGUUUGCAACUUCCUCCUAACAAUGGAAUACUCCAUCUCGUUUUAAUACCCUCCAAAGGUAGCCUCUACGAGAGACGUGAGAAUUAAUGUUAACUUAAAGCUCUCGUAUAUAGAGUUACUGAAACUUUGGCUUGUUUGUUUUUGUUAAAAUUCACCAUUGGCAAAUUAGUGACAGGUUUUUUGUGUGGUGAAGUGUUCGAUGAAUCAUAUGAUACGAACCUUAUACGAAAUUAAUAAGAUAAUAAGAGUUGGUAGUCGG
This is a messenger RNA of Raphanus sativus (radish), 3321 nucleotides long. RefSeq lists its product as uncharacterized. The transcript is spliced from 12 exons. NCBI's taxonomy places the organism in Eukaryota, Viridiplantae, Streptophyta, Magnoliopsida, Brassicales, Brassicaceae. Bases 60 to 3149 code for a protein of 1029 amino acids. The record is from RefSeq and is a predicted model, not a curated record.